GGGAGUUUGGGGACUGGACGACUCAUCACUCGCUGUGAUCGGGCAGGAUAUAAACAUUCAACUGCGGCAGCAGCGCCGCGCAUCGCCCGCCCCCCCUUCCUGUCAUGCAGUAGACUUGUGGGAGCGACAUGUUGGCACUUAAUCGGAUGCCUUUCUUUAAAGAGUGGUAACAGUAAAUGGUUUAAGUCUACGCCACAACGGUGCCCGCCGUCUACUUAAUGUCAAAGAAUUGGGGCAGACAUCUCUUCUUGGCAAUUGCACGACAGGGAGAGCCUGCACCACACGACAAAGCUUCUGAAUAUACAUUAUCAGGUUGGGGGAUAUACCGGAUUAUUGAUACUCCGGGAAGAAGCUUAUAAACAGAAAGCAGGAAAAAACUAUUAAAAAAUGAAGAAGAAUGAUAACAUUGUUGAUUUAAGGUAGUCCAGUUUGCAUGAAUAGCGAGAAGACUAUGGUUGGGUGCAGAUCCCUGUGGCUGCAGGAUGUUAAGUGUUAAACGGCACUGGAGUUGCGUUGCUUCGUAUUCUCUGCUCGGAGCGCAGCCUGCGCUGGGAAAUUAGCGGCGUGCUGAGUCCUGCAGGUGCGCCCGUCAGUGCUCAUGGCUGAGAUUUUAAAUGUGAUCAGAUUACACGCGUUUUCUUUCGAGAUCUGACUAUUUAGAUGCGCCUAGUGGUGAAGGCAGGCUGAUGGUGUGAAAUGAGUGGAAGCGAAGUAUUGCAGGAGCGUCGGAGGAGAUCUAUCCUUGGAAGCAAGCGCCGAGGACUAAACGCAGAUCUCGGGGAGCGGAAGGCUUCCCCCGCGCGCCUGACAGUCUUGGAGCCCGCAGUGAUUUCAUCCAGCCACCGCAGCACUUUUACCUGUGGUCAGGAUCUCCAUCCAGCAACUCCAGGAAUCUCUUUAUUUCCAGACUCCUUCAAAACUGGAAUGUAACUUUUACUUUUGAAGACGAAAAACAAAACAAACCUGCAUAAAAAUAUUACAUAUUUUUUUCCAAGAAAAAAUUAUAUAUACAAAAACUGAUGGCUGUUUUUUAAGUGAUAAAGGGUUAACGCUUCUGCUAUAAGAGUCAGCGCUUAUAUUCGCACAAAUAUUCACGAAUAACGAAUCCAUUGGCAUUUUUCACGAGAGAAGGGAAGAUCGGAAACAGUAACUACUCUUCAUUAUUUUCCUAUAUCAUCAUCAGCGUCAGCUUUUCUCUUGAAUCAGUUUUUAUAUAUAUACAUAUUUUUUAAUGUAAUGGAACCGAACAUAUGACCAAAAGACUCUACGGAUUGAUUUUGAUUGAUCGUAUCACAGCCUCCGUAUCUAUUGAUGUACCGUUUAUUCUGUGUAUAAGCCGAUUUUUUUUUUAACCCGGAAGGGGCUCUUACCCCUUUCAGUAAACACUAAGGGAACUGGUGGAUCGUCUUUUGGGACUGAAGAGAAUGCAGGCUGGGGUGAGAACGUUUUGUGCCGGCAGUGGUGCGUCACUCUGCUGCCUGCUUUUACUGUGGGUGAUUUAUUCUCACCUCCUUAGAGAAGGUCAGCUGGCCGUGGGCACCUGUGAGAUCGUGAUGCUGAAUCGCGACAGCAGUCAGCCACGGCGCACCAUCGCUCGCCAGACGGCGCGCUGCGCCUGCCGGCGGGGCCAGAUAGCGGGGACCACCCGCGCCCGGCCGGCAUGCGUCGACGCCCGCAUCGUGAAGAGCCGGCAGUGGUGCGAUAUGGCUCCCUGCUCCGAGGGUGAGGUUUGCGGGCUCCUCUUCAACCGCUCCGGCUGGACCUGCACCAAGGGCGGGGGGCGUAUAAAGACCGUCACGCCUUUGCCCAAGGAGCCCUCUUAAAGCACGAAGAGCCAGGGGAGGUCUUAGGACCAUCGUCGACAGAGAGAGAUCACUCACCGGGAACAUGUCUUGUCUCCAUUCAUCUGUCCCAGCACUCUUCACCUCUGCCAGCUCCAGAAGAGCUCACAUCCAUUGCGGACUACUGUUCUGCCCUCCCCCCUCCCCCACCCCAGUCCGACCUACGGGCGUGCCUGCCCAAAAAGGAAGGGGAUUCACUGUAUGGUGAUGUGUUCUUGCUUCUUCACUAAUGACCCCUUCUACCUGCCCAGUCCAUGCGUGGAAUGUGGACAGACUGAAAGUGUCUCCCCUCUCCCACCAUGUAAAUAUAGAAGGAAGGAAGGACAUUAGAGGAACUCCCUCUUUCCCCUUUUUCAAAGUGUUGCCCCAGUCCCCCCGCCCUGCUCUGACUGCCCUCCAUUCUGGGAUACUUUUUUACAUGAUUCAGUUUAUGACGGUUGGAUGCGCCUCGCAACACGUCCCCUCACACAGGAGAACAGAGCCUCCCGGCUGGCGCGGUGGCCGGUGAGGACCGGCGAGGACCGGCGAGGACCGGUGAGGACCGGUGAGGACCGGGCGGACGCUUCCCCCGACCAGUAGGCAGCCAGAAGAAUGCUGAGCUGUGUGGCCUGCCGGCAUCCGGAUUCUCCUGCGGUGGAGACGGGCCGCUGAGACAGACGCAGACAGACAGCAGCCGGCAGGAUCCCAGCAGAUGGACUCCCUCCCCCCCCCUCCCAGCUCUGUCUGUCCUGCUUUUCUGGGGCCACUUCAGCUUCAUCUUCCCCCUCCCAGUUUCACCCAGUUUCUGUUUCAUUU
Paramormyrops kingsleyae is the source of this 2636-nucleotide messenger RNA. It is a transcript of the gene tafa5l, whose product is annotated as TAFA chemokine like family member 5, like. The record is from RefSeq and is a predicted model, not a curated record. NCBI's taxonomy places the organism in Eukaryota, Metazoa, Chordata, Actinopteri, Osteoglossiformes, Mormyridae.